Molecule: messenger RNA, 1947 nt
Organism: Priceomyces carsonii
Lineage: Eukaryota; Fungi; Ascomycota; Pichiomycetes; Serinales; Debaryomycetaceae
Gene: HGT5
Product: Hgt5p
Exons: 1
Coding region: 1-1947 (648 amino acids)
Biological process (GO): transmembrane transport; carbohydrate transport
Cellular component (GO): membrane
Molecular function (GO): carbohydrate:proton symporter activity
Source: RefSeq, a predicted model, not a curated record
AUGAUGUCAUCUCAUCUGCAAAAUAAUGGAAGCAAUAAUCCCUUUGAUGAUAGUAACAUCAUAUUUAACCAACAAGAAGAGCAGCAACAGCUCUUGAAUAAUGGACUUGAUUCUACGCAUACGAGAAGUAAUGUGUCGCUGCAUAAGCCAAUUAGCAAUAAAAAGUUUGAAGCGUUAGCUUAUGAGGACUUGGGUAAUCUGAAAAGUGGGGACUCUUUCCAUGAACAUAAAAUUAGCACUGAUGAAGAUGGGGAUGACCCUGUUAGAUUUGACUCCCCUAGUACUUUAGAAACAUCAUUCGCCCAUAACAUGGGUCCUUACACAGAUAGUUAUGGCAAUAACUACGACCAUGUGGAUUUUGAUUCAAAGAAGUAUACUUCGAAAUUAAAGUUUAAGGGCAACAGGUUAGUAUAUUUUACUUCUGCUUUUGUUUCCCUCUUUGUAUCUUUGUUUGGAUAUGAGCAAGGCGUUUGCUCUGGUGUCUUAACAUUCGAGACAUUUAUUAAGUUUUUCAAUCAUCCGUCGAGUACGGAAAUUGGGUUAGUAAUAUCGAUAUUGGAAAUUGGCGCAAUGAUCAGUUCGCUAUUUGUUUCCAAAAUUUCCGAUAGAUUCGGAAGAAAAAUCACCAUACUAUUGGGAACGUUCGUUUUCAUGAUAGGUGGCACACUCCAGUCAUUUGCUAUCAACUUAUAUGUGUUUGCUGUCGGUAGGGUUUUGAGUGGUUUUGGCGUAGGUAUUUUAUCAACAAUAGUGCCGUCUUAUCAAUGUGAAAUAUCACCUUCCGAAGAGAGAGGAAAACUUGUAUGUGCUGAAUUCACUGGUAAUAUUAGCGGAUAUGCCUUGAGUGUGUGGGUGGAUUACUUUUGUUACUUCAUACAAAAUGUCCAUGGAGCAAGAAAAAAUCCACAUUCCUUUGCCGCAAAUUUGUCUUGGAGAUUACCAUUGUUCAUUCAAGUGAUAAUUGCAUUCGUAUUAUUUCUUGGUGGAUUUUUUAUUGUGGAAUCUCCAAGAUGGUUGUUGGAUGAAGAUUUAGACCAGCAAGGUUUCAAUGUACUAGCUCUAUUGUAUGAUUCUCACUUGGACGACGAGAAGCCAAGAGAGGAAUUUUUUAUGAUCAAGAACUCGAUAUUAAGCGAAAGGAUCGCAACACCAAAGUAUGAAAGAACAUGGAAGAACAUGUUUAAGAAUUACUUGACUAGAGUAUUGAUCGCAUGCUCCGCGCUUGCUUUUGCGCAAUUUAAUGGUAUUAAUAUCAUUUCAUACUACGCGCCUAUGGUGUUCGAAGAGGCUGGCUUCAAUGACUCUAAUGCGUUGCUCAUGACUGGUAUUAAUGCUAUUGUUUAUCUUUUAAGUACCAUUCCACCUUGGUUCUUGGUCGAUAGGUGGGGAAGGAAACCGAUAUUAAUUAGUGGGGGCCUCUCAAUGGCAAUUUGUUUAUUACUCAUUUCUUGGGUUAUGUUCCUCAACAAAGGCUUCACACCCUCGUUGGUCGCUUUGUUAGUUGUAAUUUAUAAUGCAUCGUUUGGUUACAGUUGGGGACCGAUUGGUUUUUUAAUUCCACCUGAGGUAUAUCCAUUGGCAGUUAGAUCGAAAGGUGUAUCUUUAUCGACUGCAACGAACUGGUUAGCGAAUUACAUAGUGGGUCAAGUAACCCCGAUAGCCCAGGAGCUGAUCAAAUGGGCAAUGUACAUUUUUCCAGCUUCAAGUUGUAUAAUAUCUGUGUUUGUUGUUUACUUCUUUUACCCAGAGACUAAAGGUGUUGAAUUAGAAGAUAUGGAUAAAGUCUUCAAUUUAUUUUAUAAUAAAGGUGCACCAAAAAUGAAUGAGUAUAGCGUAGUCGAUACAGAUAUGCCUGCGGAUAUUGAUGACUACGAACUUGAUCAACUUGAAUAUUCUGAUAAUGAAAUAUCUCCAGACUCACAUCCCGGUCAUCCAAACCAUACAUAA